Rattus norvegicus (Norway rat) is the source of this 772-nucleotide messenger RNA. Its product is annotated as keratin associated protein 13-like. The record is from RefSeq and is a predicted model, not a curated record. NCBI's taxonomy places the organism in Eukaryota, Metazoa, Chordata, Mammalia, Rodentia, Muridae. Gene Ontology annotation, cellular component: keratin filament; cytosol.
AUGGCCUACAGCUGCUGCUCUGGAAAUUUCUCCUCCCGCUCCCUUAGGAGCUGCCUGCCCUCCUCAGGAUCCUGCCUUGCCUCUUCCUACCCCAGCAACCUGGUCUACACCACUACCAGCUGCUCUCCCAGCACCUGUCAGCUUGGAUCCUCUCUGAACAGUGGCUGCCAGGAGACCUGCGUCGAGCCCACCAGCUGCCAGAGGUCCUCUGUGGUGUCCAGCCCCUGUCAGAAGCCCUGCUACUACCCCAGGAGCUACACACCCUGCAGUCCCUGCCAGGGGACAUAUGCUGGCUCGCUGAGCUUUGGGUCCAGAAGCUGCAGUUCCCUGGGUUAUGGAUCUAGAAUCUGCUACCCAGUUGGCUGUGGAUCUAGUGGGUUCGGAUCCCUGAAUUGUGGAGUCUAUAGCUUUCCUACCAGAUAUUACAGAUCUGCUGUCUGCACCCCACUUUCAUUCCCUUGUAGGGAUUUCUAUCCUUGUUACCAGCCAUUCUAUACAUCUGGCUUCUGUUGACUAAUCUGUUGAGUCUCCCUUGCCCCAUACUGAAUGCAGAUUCUGCAGUAAAAUUGUCUUUUCAUUUUAUCCUUCAGAACUCUUGAACUUUUCUUCAUUAUCUUUUUCCUUUCCAACCCUUAAUUUUGAAAUUCUGUCAAACUGCAAGACUGAUGAAAAAUUCAUUCCCAUUGUUCAUAAAAUUGAUAAAGUUUCACUUCUCCCAAAGUUACAAAAUCAAUUGAUUUUAUCUUAAUAAACUCUUGUUUCUGUUGCAAAA